AUGGGAGAGGGUAGUGUCAAAAAACGAGCGGCAUCGCAUGAUGCUCGCGAUAGUUCAGGAAAGGCGCCGAAGCGCAAGAAACUUUGGCGAACUCCCCAUCCAAACCAAAAUGUAAAGCGCACCAUUGAGAGCGGAGACGCUGGCAUUUUUGUGACGUGUGAUCGAGGAAGAGAGGGUAAAUGUACUGCUGAAAUAUUGGAUUUGUUAUCCCAGGAAAUACCAAACUCUUUGCAGGACGAUGCUGGAAAUGAAGAUGCACCGUCAAAGGAAGAUACAGACGACAUCGAGGCCCAAAUUCGCAGGGAGGUUGAAUGCAUGAAGCCAAGGAAGUCGCAUGCACUUUUCCAAGCUGUGAAGUUGGAUGUCCCGUGUUUGCUGUUCAUCAAAGUGGAUAAAACGAUUGACCCCGUGGACCUUGUCCAUCGAAUAUGCAUGGACGCGCGGGCAAAUCCGGACAAGAAGCGAAGUCGAUAUGUCAAGCGGCUCACACCAAUCACGUCUACGCGAAAGAUUCUGAGCGAAGGGCUGGAGGAUCUUGCCAAUGAGAUACUGAAGCCGCAUUUCCAUUCGGACGGUGCAUCGAAAAAGGUACCGCUGCUUCCUCCCCCAAACUCCAUGGGUCAUCCAUCUGAGUGGAGAGAUAUCAUGGCUGGAAUGUUACUGUUCAGCCAAGUGCUAAGCGAAAGAUUCGUUGGUAUAACUAGUACGCGAUUCGACCAAGCGUUCGGAAUAAUCACGAAUGGCCAAGAGACACUUUGA
Molecule: messenger RNA, 759 nt
Organism: Ophidiomyces ophidiicola
Lineage: Eukaryota; Fungi; Ascomycota; Eurotiomycetes; Onygenales; Onygenaceae
Exons: 4
Coding region: 1-759 (252 amino acids)
Biological process (GO): tRNA modification
Molecular function (GO): RNA binding
Source: RefSeq, a predicted model, not a curated record